AUGACUAAUUACAUUACAUAUGAAGUUAAAGUCUUAAUUGAAGAUGAUUUAAUAUCGGGUUUAAGUCAAAGAGAGGUAGCCGUUAAAAGACAGGUUAGUAAAACCUUAGUAUGUAAUAUUAAUAAGAAUUUAAAGAAUAGAACACCACUGGGAAAGAAAAAUUGGUUCAGGAAGACCUGA
This is a messenger RNA of Hepatospora eriocheir, 180 nucleotides long. The record is from the annotation of a GenBank genome assembly. NCBI's taxonomy places the organism in Eukaryota, Fungi, Microsporidia, Hepatosporidae.